AUGCGCCAACGCGAGCUUCGACGAGCGUAUCGCGCCGGCGGGAAGCGAGUUCAUCGCCUCUGCGAGUUUCUGGUCAUCGCUGUGUAUGUCUCGCGCGUUCCGGGGGCGCUCGCCGCGGCGUUCGCGGACAGAGCUGCGCUGAAGACCGCGGUGGACAACUGCCUCCUUGCGGUGCCCUCGGGCGAGAACUGCUGCUCAUCCGGGGGCGCAGACUGCGGCGCAGCGGGGAGCGCGGACAUGCCGGACUGGGACACGAGCCUGGUGACGGACAUGUCAGGACUGUUUACGGGUAAAUCGGCGUUCAAUCAACCGAUCGGCAACUGGGACACCUCCAAGGUGACUAGCAUGAAACGGAUGUUCUUGCAGGCCAGAGCGUUCAAUCAACCAAUUGGCUCAUGGGACACCUCCAAGGUCACAGACAUGAAUAAAAUGUUCUCGUUCGCUGUCGUAUUCAACCAACAGAUAGGUAGUUGGGUCACGUCGCAGGUGACGACGAUGAAGAGCAUGUUCAACGGUGCGUUCGCGUUUAACCAAGACAUCGGGAAUUGGGACACCUCCAAGGUCACGACCAUGGAAUCUAUGUUCUCGGGCGCUCACGCUUUCGACAAAGCCAUCGGAAAUUGGGACACCUCCAAGGUCACGACCACGGUCGACAUGUUCGCUGGAGCUCAUACCUGGCUUGCAACGAAUGUUAACUGCGGGAAAGCCGAUGACACGGCUUCCUGCACGGGAACGUACCCCGCAUCCGCGGCGUACCACGACGGUCCACCAAAAGCGUGGGCGCCGAUCGCGGCCGCGACGACCACGUGCACCGCCCCAGCGCCUUUCAAGACCUUCCAUUCCCUCGUCAUCGCCGUUGCGAGAUGCUUGAAAGCUGUCCCUACCGGGGAGAAAUGCUGCUCUUCGGGUGCCGCCGAUUGCGGGCCCGCGUGCAAAGACGACAUCUCAAAAUGGGACGUGUCGCAGAUCACGACCAUGGAGCAUUUGUUCCAAGGACAGUUCGAGUUUAACCAACCGAUCGGCGAUUGGGACACCUACAAGGUCACGAGCAUGGAGGGAAUGUUCCAAGGCUGCGAAAAGUUCAAUCAACCGAUCGGCGAUUGGGACACCUACAAGGUCACGAGCAUGGAGGGAAUGUUCCAAAGCUGCCGAAAGUUCAAUCAACCGAUCGGCAAUUGGCCAACGUCGCAGGUUACGAACAUGAAAAACAUGUUCACUUUCGCCUCCGAGUUCAAUCAACCGGUAGGCGACUGGGACACCUCGAAGGUGACGAACAUGAAUGCGAUGUUUUCCUGGGCCGGCUCUUUUAACCGCUACAUCGGAUCGUGGGACACCUCAAAGGUUACAGACACGAAAUAUAUGUUUCAUAUAGCUUCGGCGUGGGCAACCAGGUACCUGAACUGUGGUGCUAACCCGAGCCAAAACGCUACCGUGUGCGUAGCGGGAACCUUCUCGAGCUCGAGCGCUAGCGUUGACGGUCCUCCCUCCGCGUGGGUGCGCAAAAAUAACGUGUGCGACGCCGCCUACAUCGCCAACGGCGAGGCGGGCGAUUGCACUCAGUCACUGGCGAGCGGAUCCUCGUGCCAACCCACGUGCGACGACGGUUACACCAUCUCAGGGAUUUCGUCCUGUUUAAACCGAGUUCUCACGAUCGCGACGUGCAAAGGAAAUCCAUGCGACGCGUCCAAGGCGCCCAAAAACGGCGCCGUCGGUGAUUGCAAGACCUCCAUGGCGAGUGAGUUGUCGUGCCAGCCCACGUGCGAUGCGGGUUACACCGCCAACGGGGUGACCAGAUGCCGGGGUGGUAAGCUGAACGCCGCGACGUGCUCCGCCGUGAACCUCGUUCAAGACCCGGUCAGCGGAAACCUCACUCAAGACUCGGUCAGCGGAGCGCGCCAUCCGAUUCGCGCUUCGCUCGUCGCGGCGACACUGCUCGCCUCGGUCCAACUCGCGCACCUGUACAGCACCUUCGUCUGA
Molecule: messenger RNA, 1977 nt
Organism: Micromonas commoda
Lineage: Eukaryota; Viridiplantae; Chlorophyta; Mamiellophyceae; Mamiellales; Mamiellaceae
Exons: 1
Coding region: 1-1977 (658 amino acids)
Source: RefSeq, a predicted model, not a curated record